Molecule: messenger RNA, 627 nt
Organism: Heterocephalus glaber (naked mole-rat)
Lineage: Eukaryota; Metazoa; Chordata; Mammalia; Rodentia; Bathyergidae
Source: RefSeq, a predicted model, not a curated record
AGUUUGAAAACAGAAGCAGGCUGAAAGACGCCAUUGAUGAAAUUUGAAGAUGUUGAAGAUGUUCCCAGUAGUACCCAGCCAUCAGCUUUGGUGGGGUAGCCUUCAGAGGAGAGUCUGCUUGAAUCAGCCAGUACUGAACAGACAGCCCUUUGAGCACCUGCAUGUGAGGGUUGGAGACCGGGCCGAACUCAGCAGGGUCUUCACACAGAGGGAUGUGGCUGCCUUUUCCGAAUUAACUGGAGAUGUUAAUCCCUUGCAUUUAAAUGAAGAUUUUGCAAAACACACCAAGUUUGGAAAGACGAUUGUACAUGGAGUUUUGAUCAAUGGACUAAUCUCGGCUCUCUUGGGUACUAAAAUGCCGGGGCCAGGCUGUGUAUUUCUUUCUCAGGAAAUUAACUUUCCAGCUCCUUUAUACAUUGGAGAAGUUGUUUUGGCUUCUGCAGAAGUGAAAAGACUGAAGCGUUUUGUUGCUUUUAUUGCAGUGUCAUGUUCUGUAAUAGAAAGUAAAAAGACUGUUAUGGAAGGCCGGGUUAAAGUUAUGGUCCCAGAAUCUCCCAAACUCUGAAAUAUUUGUUGCAAGUUCAAACACCAGUGCUGUCAUUACUAAAGAAGCACCUGAGGAAUGGG